Symbiodinium necroappetens is the source of this 1671-nucleotide messenger RNA. NCBI's taxonomy places the organism in Eukaryota, Dinophyceae, Suessiales, Symbiodiniaceae. The record is from the annotation of a GenBank genome assembly.
AUGCAACUUAUGGAGCAGAUGUUCGCCUACUGGGAGUCCGGUGAAAAUCCUUACUUGUUGCCUGCCACAGAUGGAGAUGAAAGCAAGUCCUACUCGAUUCGAGCUUUGACCUUUCAGGUCCUGUGCGAUUCCACCAACCAAGACAAGCUCCGAAGCUGCUUGCGAAUCUUCGGACCGGCUCGUGCAUGGAUGGGGCAAGUGGUCAAGGACCUUCAGAGCACCGUGAAGGGCUCCGUGAAACAUUGUUUGGCUUCGGCAACAGGUGCGAGAGUGCAGCACCUCGUGAGGGAGACCAUCGCCGACGCGACAUCAUGGGCUACUCUGGAAGCCAUCAAUGCCUCGAAUCCCAGCUUGGAUGCUGGGGCACAGGAGACAAUGCAAAUGCAUGUGGCCCUGACCUGCUCUUGGCUUGGUUGCAUGUAUGAGCUGGGCGACCACUUCAAAUGCUUUCCAUGGAAGUCAAUCCUUGCAUGCCACGAGCGCAGAUUCGUACAGCUGUUGAGUGCAAUGCGAGUCGAGGUCGCAUUCGUUCGACGCCUCGACGAUUUAAAUCGUCGAGGUGACCUCUACAAGAAGAUGUCGUUCACCAGGUGGCAGACAUUCCGAGAGCUUCUCGUGGAGGCCGAGUCCAUCAAGUACGAUGCCGAUCACCCGGAUGCCGCUCGUGUCAGAGAAAUCUUUCUUUCCUAUGCAGGUUUGACCUUGAAAAAUGUGGAAGCGAGCACAUUGAGCUCUCUCGCAUGCGAGUUGACAUUCAAUGACUUGCGAGAUGCAGAGCGGUGGAGUCAGAAGCAGGAGAUACGGACGCCUCCGGCACUGGCAUGCUCUGCGAUCAAGUCCUCCUGGGGCAGAAGCCCCCUCGAGAGGAUUGAUCUCCAGGCCCGUGACUGGUCAGACAGGGAGUCAGCGAGAUUGUUGAAAACCUCCGUGUUGGCGAACCAUCGCCAAAACGAUCGUGAUUUAGGUGUCAACAUGGUGGAGUUGACCAAUCAGCAAUUCUGCUCUCACAUCACGAAACCCCAUGUCCUACAGCAGCGACUUCGACUCUACUGUGUGCUCCUAAAAGAGUUCGAGGCUGACCCCGAGAUCGACCUGGAGCAAUUGUGCUCCAAGUCAUGGCCCUGUCGCAUGCUCCGACCCUGCAGCUUGUGGCGCCUGGGUGACCAAGACGAAGCUGAAACCAGAUUGGUUUUGCAAGCAGGACCUCACACAGUCCGCUAUGCAGUGGUGGAGAGUGCUGUGCACAACGACUCCCUGCACUACCGGCUCUCCGCUUCCAGGACCGUCAUUCAGGAGACCUUGAGAUUCGACGGUGUCUCAGGGCAACUCUCGCUAGCAGUGGGUGUUGCUUCCGAGCAGCAUGGACUCUUGCUGCAAGCAGAAGCCUGGCUACCUCCUGCCAGGUACCUCCUGUCACACUCCAUCCUCAACAUGCCAGCCGGUUGGAUUGUGCAGUUCUCUCAGCUACAUGGCCUGGGAGGUGGAAAAGCCACUCACCGUGAUCGAGUACAACGCCUGUUGGAAAGAGAAAACUACCCGCAGGACUACAUCGAUGAGAUCUUGGAGCAGUUGCCCGAGCCCCGUCCACGCAGAGCUCGUGCCGCUGCAGAUGGCCAGAAUGAUGCCACCCGGACAAUGCUUUUCAAAGAAAUUGCUGGGUCGGGUUUCUGA